AAAACAUGACAACUGUUCAGACAAAAAAACAACUUCUUUUUGGUGAAUGAUCAUUAUAAAAUGCCUUUUAUUGAUGGAUACUCAAUCACCACAUUAUUAUGCAUGUGACCUUAUAUUGAAAAGGUCAUCUGGAAGUAGAUUAUAACAGUGUUUUAUAACCAUUGUAUUUAGUCAAGUAUGAUCACCAAGUUAACCAGUGGAAUGGAAAAAGAAGGAGUUCGCAAAGAUUUUAUUGCGGACUUUGUUGACUCCCUGAUGGAAACCAGAAAGAAGAGUUUAGAGUAUUGUCAGUUCCCUGGUUUUAGACAUGGUGAAUUGAUAGAGUUACCAGGGCAACUAGAAUCUCCACCCAUAUUACAUAGAGUAACUAAAGCACAGGAUUUUAAUCCUGGGUUUAAGAAGUUUUGGAAGAAGUUAUUUUUGUCAGAGGCCUCUGUUGCUGUGAUGCAGGACACAUUCUGGUGGUUCUUUUUGAAUAAGUUUGAUACCAGUAAACCAAUAGACAAGAACUUGUUGUAUGACAGAAUUGCUGACAGUUAUGUUGCUUUGUUUACAAGUAUAAAUGAAGAUGUCAAGGAUAAAUUUCUAAUGGCGUAUCCAGAUUGUCUAGCUCAAGCAGUAUUUUCAGCAUACUGGGAGGCCUUCCCAGAGUCAAGGUCAAAAUUUGAUGAUAGUUUACGACAAGACCUUAUCAACACCAUUAGUGAAUGGACUACUGGUGUGAAGCCUGUGCCAGGAACUCACAAACAAUGGAAAGUACGAAGAUUACAGUCUAAACCUCCUAAAGGUCUCGAGAAAGAGAACACAAAAACUGCCGAGCAGAUGAUGCAAGCUGCUGCACUAAAUAAAAAAUUGGACUAUUCACUGGAUGUUGAUACAUUUGCGAAGAUGGUAGAUCGUCUAGGAACAGAUCAGGUAUCAUAUGGAGUUACUCCCCCUGGAAUGACUCGUGACCUGACUAGAAUGACCUAUGCCUCAUCACAGGUUCCAACUACAAUAUCUCAAUCAAGACUGGCCACAGCUGGAACAGACCACAAGAAAAGACAUGAGUCACAUCAAAUUGGCCCUGGACCUACGUAUGAACGAGUUAAGUUCAAUACUCAAGGUCGCAGUCCUCUGAUAUCACAUUAUCUUCACCUGCGUAAACUGAAGGAUCUUCAUCAACCAGGGAAGAAAGUGAGACGUACAGAGAUAGUUAAACUACCAUCACCUGGACCAACUUAUAAAGAAUUGAUACAAAAUACACUAGCCAUGACUGAUGCUCUCAGUAAAGAAUAUCAGAAAAUAUGUGAUCAGACAGACCAGGAGAUCUAUGAACUAGAGAAGAAACAGAGAGAUACAAACAGAGAAUUUAACAACCUUACCAAGGAACUUAUGUUCACAAAAAAUCCUGUUGAUCUUAGAAUACUUAGUGAUAAAAUUAUUGGACUGAGGCAACAUAGUGAAUAUUAAGGAGAAAGAUAGAGAGACACCUUUACUAAAGGAAGAUAAGACUCACCCACAAACGCAGGAAAAUGAUGAAAGUGAUGAUGAUUUUGAUGGCACUGAUGAUGAUCAAGAUGUGUAGAUAAUCAUCAUGGUAAUAAUUAAAGUGAAUAUGAUGCUACAGAGCCAUGAUGAUGCUGUUGUCAAUAGAGUGUGGUGGCCUUAGUAUAUUGUUUUGAAAUGUAUUUGAUAAAAUAAAAACGAUGUUGCUUUGAAUUUAUAAAGUUUUAUAAUAAGACAUAGAUUAAUAAGAUGUGAAACAUAUCUCUUCUACACCAUUUUCUGUAUUAGAUCAUUUUGUCAUUAUUUAUCUUGUCGGAAAAAAAAGUUUCUUGGUUUGUUAUUGGCAUAUGUAAGAUAUUCUAGAUGUUGUUCUCUGAAUUUGUUUUUUGUUGUUUUACUGCAUAGUACCACAUAAGUAAACCAACUGGAGUGGAGAAUAAAAAGCUAACUUUAAACCGCAUUUUUCAUGAACCAAACAUCAAAUCUUUAAAAAACUUAGUUUACUUAAUAUAUGAUACAAGAGCUUUCUUUUGCACAUUUUACGUGCAUUUAAAGAUUCAUACCCCUGUCUGAGAAGAAAGAUAUCCACCAUGAUAAUCCUAUUUUGAAAGUUAAACUCCAUACAUAAUUUACUUGCUUUUCCUGGCAAUGUAAUUAUACGAAUAUAUUAUGUAGGUAUAUGUCUACUGGUAGUUGUCAAAAAUAGUACCAUGUAAAGAUAAAAUGUGCUUACUGUGCAAAUAUUACUGUCUAGCCAGAUCUAGCUGUGAGAUUUUGAUUUAUCCAGGGAAAUAUAGAUGUUUCAAUAUAGCAGGUUUGGGAUUGGUAAACAGUCGUAAGAAAUUGGAUGCUUUAAUUUGUAUCCCGUCUCCCCAUAUAAUAUACAUCAAGAUGCCUUAUAAGUAGCAAUAAAUGUUUUUGCAUGGAGACCUGUCUAAUGAAAUACAUUUUUAUGGCUAUGAAGCAGAAUUAAGCAAGAGACAUUUUGAUAACUUCAAGAUCCAUGCCUUAUUUGAUUACUGUGUCUAUAUUUAUUGAGCUUCUGUAUAUUCAUUAUGUGCAUUGUUUUCUUGUAUCAGUUUAAAUCAAGUCAAACAAGCAUCAUUUUUUCCUUGUCCAAAAAAACUUCUUUUUUUUUCAAUUUCUGUUUCUGUAUAACUACAUAAUAAAUGUGUACACCUUGACUUACAUUUAGACAAAAUGUUCUUCAUUUGUAAAUACUGACAAAUGGAAUUGCUUAAAUAUGCUCACAAAAUAAACUUUGAAUAUUCUCUAAAAUUGAACCUUGUUUUUGGUACAUGAAAAUCUUUCACAUUUUAUAAAAAUAGGAAACUUUGCAAUAUUUAGCAUAUUUUUUAUUGAUUUGUAGUUAAACAUAUUCAUAACACUGAAUUAACUUUAUAUUAAAGUAAUAUUUGUUUGACUGUAAUAAAAUGUCUGUGAUAUUUUUUUAAAUAAAGAUAGUUGCCAA
Molecule: messenger RNA, 2959 nt
Organism: Ruditapes philippinarum (Manila clam)
Lineage: Eukaryota; Metazoa; Mollusca; Bivalvia; Venerida; Veneridae
Product: protein FAM227B-like
Exons: 11
Coding region: 178-1452 (424 amino acids)
Source: RefSeq, a predicted model, not a curated record